This is a messenger RNA of Hyaloperonospora brassicae, 1074 nucleotides long. NCBI's taxonomy places the organism in Eukaryota, Oomycota, Peronosporomycetes, Peronosporales, Peronosporaceae. The record is from the annotation of a GenBank genome assembly.
AUGGCGCGGACCUUUGCGCGGACGUUGGCGCUCCUGGCGGCGCUCCUGGCGACCACUGGCUGGCAACAGACCACGACCGAUGCUGCGGCAAGUCGUGCGGACACGAAGAGUGUGCUCACGGGCCCCGAGAAGCUCGAGGAGCUGCAGCAGCGCGCGCGCAACGGCGUCGUGCCGUUCACGAACGCCCUGUUCACUCGCUUUGGCUUGCGCCCCGAGCGCCCGUACCACCUGGUGCUGCUCUUGACGGCGGCAUCUGCCAAGCACAAGUGUGACGCGUGUCUGAAGCUCGCGCCCGAGUUUGAGCUCCUGAGCAAGAGCUACGAAGCUGCGGCCCAAGUGAAAGUCGACACGCGCGACGGUUUGGACGUGAUUUUCGCCGUGGCGGACUUUGAAACGAACCAGGAGGUGUUCCGUUUCUACGAGCUCACGUCAGCUCCUUUUGUGGUCUAUGUGGCCCCGGAUAGCAGUCAGGACACGGGGGCUGCAGCGGUUGCGAAGGAAGAGGUCAAGCCCCAGGAUUUCUACAAUGCGUACACGCAAGGCCUUGCAGCGGAAGGGAUGGCUGUCUUUGUCCAGCAACGCACGGGCUUUGAGUUUACCAUCAUACGGUCCAAGGUGUACCUGUACGUGUUUGUGGCGGUCGCGAUCGUGGGACUCGUGGUCGCUGCCAAGCUUGUCGUGGACCAUCUGGACUUUUUGCUCAUGAAACUACGACGCAAACAGCUCUGGAUGACUGUGUCGCUGCUGUUCUACGGCCUCUCGGUGUCGGGGAUGGUCUACUGUAUCAUCCGCAACCCGCCGCCGUACGCGACCGAUCGGAAGGGCAACAUCCAGUACUUUCACUCGCAAGGCCGACAGCAGUAUGUCUACGAAGGACUGAUCGUCGGCAGCUACGACGUUGUUGCAGCUGUGUGCGUCAUUUUGCUCUCGCAGUGGGCGCUCUACGUGCGUAACCCGAUCGUGCGCCACCUCGCGAUUGUCGGCUGCGUGCUGGGCUUUCUCUUCACGUACCGUCAGAUGACGGGCGUGUACAAGAUGAAGAACCCGUGGUACAGUGGAUGGAUGGGCUUCUAG